This is a messenger RNA of Phanerochaete carnosa HHB-10118-sp, 448 nucleotides long. RefSeq lists its product as uncharacterized. The coding region runs from base 31 to 222 and encodes 63 amino acids. The transcript has a single exon. Gene Ontology annotation, biological process: biosynthetic process. Gene Ontology annotation, molecular function: pyridoxal phosphate binding; L-kynurenine:2-oxoglutarate transaminase activity. The record is from RefSeq and is a predicted model, not a curated record. Gene Ontology annotation, cellular component: mitochondrion; cytoplasm. Lineage: Eukaryota; Fungi; Basidiomycota; Agaricomycetes; Polyporales; Phanerochaetaceae.
UGAAUUUUGUUCUGGACAGGCCAAUACGCCAUGUUCACUGCCUUCAUUAACCCUGGUGAUGAAGUCAUCAUGUUCGAACCAUUCUUCGACCAGUACUUGCCCUCCGUGGUCUUCCAUGGCGGCAAGUGUGUCUACGUGCCCCUUCACCCCGACCUCUCCAAGCCUAAACUUACCAGUGACGACUGGAAGAUCAACUUUGAGGAAUUGCGGUAUGUUCAUUGAUCAAGUUGUGACUGCUGUCUAACUCGCUUUUCUUUUCUAGCUCAGCGAUCACUCCCCGCACUAGAAUGAUCGUGAUUAAUACUCCUCACAACCCUGUUGGUAAAGUAUUCACCAAGGAAGAGCUGCUGGGAAUUGCAGCUCUUGCUGAGGAGUUCAACCUCGUCGUCCAGUCUGACGAAGUGGUUAGUCGCGCUCCCUGAUCAUCUUCUGAAUCACUCAGCUGACU